AGUACGACAGUACACAGCUACAAAUGUUCUCUCAGUUAUUUUUUUCAUCAUUAAUAAAUUAGUCGUUUUUCAAUCGUGUUGGCGUGUGUACAAAUAAUAACUAUAUUUAACUUUUAAAUUACCUAUAUAAUAAAUCUAUAUGUCUAUAACAUAAUAAUUAUCUUAAUAAAUUAUUAACUUCAUCAAUUAUUUGUAAUUAAUAAACAUUUUAAGUUGCAUUUUUUUUUUAUAUAUUAUGUUAAAGACUUGCUUCGGAUGUUGUCCACUAAAACACGGCGUCAGUACGAUCGCCCUUAUAAACAUACUUUGGAAUAUUACGGAAGUGUUUAAACAUAUUAAUCAUCGCAGUGAACAAUAUGAACGAUAUGAUUGGGUUUAUAAUUCAAAUAACAAUUCUUCAGUUUCUUCUGAUGACAAUAGCACUACAGAAGAACCAGAUUACUGGUCAGAUUUGGAAAGAAUACCUGUCAUGAGCGGGAUAUAUAUGGACUAUAUAUUUAUAAUUUCAAUCGGUUGGGUCGUUUUGGAAUUCAUUUCAAACUGCUGUCUCAAGCAAUCCACCUUCAAACGUGCUCCUCAAAAAAUCUACGCCUGGCUAGUGGUUUAUUACGCAAAUUUAUUGUUUAUGAUAUUGCAUUCGGCCCAUUACAUAAUAUUGAUGAUACGAUAUCCAAUUCUGAUGUAUACAUUAUUAACACUGCCGCACCAACAUUUUAGUCAUAUUUUUCUGAAAUUGAUUUACAUAUUUAUUAUAAGCCUUGAGAUCACUAUAAUCCACUCGUACUAUAUUUUUGAAGAAAAAAAUAUGCUUAAUGACAUCGUACAACUCAAAUGGAAAUACGUAUCACGCGGACAAGUGGUGUCCAGAGGUGUCGAUUAUUCUUCAUCAUCAACUUUCAAUGCAACAACAUCAGGUCAAACCCAAGAAGGCUCUAGAAUUCCACCGUACAUAACCAACGUUAUACAGAAUUAAUUGAUAAUGAUAUUUUAAAUAAUAUAUUUAAAAUAGUUUUCCAUACCCAAUAGAUAAAAUUGACAAAAAUGCAUAGCAUGGUGCACUUUAAAAAUAUUUAUUUUUUAUGGAUUUUAAAAAUUUGUCAAUUUAAUUUUUCUAAAUCAAACAUCACAUUUAAAACUUUUGAUUUAUAUUAUUCCUAAACUAAAUACAAUUAUAGUAUGAUAACUAGGUAUUUAAUUAUAAUAAAUUAAGUAUUCGAGUCCAUCCAACUAUUUAACAUAACCUAAAAUCCUUAUUCUUUGUUGUAAAUUUAAUGAAUUAUGCAUUAUUAUUAAAAUAUUUAUAAUUAUUUAAAAAAUAAUUCAAAAUCAUCUUACUUAAUGAUACGUAGAUACCUAUUUGAUUUUGACAACUGUCACCUAGUCAAUAUUGUGAUAGUCACGUUGUUUGUACUUGCAUGCAUUAUAAUUAAUUAAAAUAAGUACCUAUAAUUUUAUUAAUAUAAUAUAAAUACCUAAAUAUUAUAGGUACUAUCAAUAUCAAUAUCUUAUUAAAUUAUAUUGUAACUAU
Molecule: messenger RNA, 1528 nt
Organism: Rhopalosiphum padi (bird cherry-oat aphid)
Lineage: Eukaryota; Metazoa; Arthropoda; Insecta; Hemiptera; Aphididae
Exons: 5
Coding region: 236-973 (245 amino acids)
Source: RefSeq, a predicted model, not a curated record